UUCAAAUCUUCAUUCAUCAUUGAAACGGCUAGAGAGCAGAUUGUGCGUAAGGCAACGAACCAAAUUUUUACUUUGAUUCAAAUUUCAGCAGCUCGAGUAUCUCCCUGUAAUUAUAAUUACGCACAAGAAUAUCAUGGAGGACAACAAGAAAGUGGCAUUAUAUUUCCGCAAGAGCACAAAAUUGGAAUCUGAAGAUACAAUUGUUGAAAUCGAAUUGAACAAGACAAAAAUUAAUAAGUCGCAAACUAAUAUCGAGAAGCGGACUUGUACAAUACGGAAAGACUCCACCGUGGUCAACGCUUCGCCUACGAAGAUGACCACUGAAGAGCCGAUAUCAAAUUUGCUAACCGAUUCACCGUUCAAGCGACGUCCGUUGAUUCUACGCUCGCCACCGGAUACUCCGAAGGCAUCAACAAAAUCACAGAUGAACACGCCAAAGCUACCGUUAGAUAGCCCAUCAAAGUUGGCUGCACUCAAAACACAUAAACAACGAGUGGACACUCCCGGGAUGCAGGUGGUCACACCCAAAAAGCAGUCGGAUAUUGGGAAAGUGUCACCUGGAGUGCCGCAAACUGAAAUAACAAAUAAAACACUUGAGAAACCGAUUAAUUUGUCACCGCUUCAAGAAACGAAAACAAACACUCCAACUUUACCAUUGGCAGCUCCAACGAUGUCGCCGUCUCUCGCGAAUGAUAUUUCACCAAACACCUUAGGGAUGUCGCCGUCAACACCGCCACCACGUGCCAUAAAUAUGCCAUUGGAGGAGGGUUCUUCGAUCCCACCACAAGCUGAAGCUGCUGCUCCACCACGUCCAGGCACUCCAAUGCCGAUCUCCUCGCCGGAUGUGCUCAAGUACAAUCCUUACGAGGAUUGGCAGCAACGUCUGAACAUCAACCAGAUGCGUCAACAGUCUCGCACUGCCAAAGUUGCUGCCGCCGCUGGCGCCGCAGCUGCUGCCGCUCAUGUGCGUCGUGGUGCCUUGGAUGUCAUCAUUGAUCGCAAACAGCAGCAGACGCCACGAUCACAGGCAGCUGUCAAUGGCGAUCGGCAUCUCGAUGAACAGCGUGGCAUUCGGAAUAUUAAUUUGCUCAGCUCAGCUUUGCACAUUAUACGUGAAAUGGAUCCGGACUAUGUGGAGAAACUCUGCUAUGCCAUUCACGAUCAUAUGUCCAGGGAGAAGCCCUUGGAUUAAUCACAUUAAGAUCCACUCAUAUAUAAUACACUUUUUUUUGUUGUUUUGCUGUUUGUUUGCUGGCUGCUUUACUCACACACGUUUACACGGAUUUUCUUUCUUAUAAAUUUGAAGUUUUAGUUGCAUUUUGAGAAAAUACUAAUACGACACUUACUAUAUA
Messenger RNA from Drosophila albomicans, 1352 nucleotides. RefSeq lists its product as uncharacterized. Lineage: Eukaryota; Metazoa; Arthropoda; Insecta; Diptera; Drosophilidae. The record is from RefSeq and is a predicted model, not a curated record. The transcript is spliced from 2 exons. The coding region runs from base 134 to 1192 and encodes 352 amino acids.